Molecule: messenger RNA, 1545 nt
Organism: Aspergillus caelatus
Lineage: Eukaryota; Fungi; Ascomycota; Eurotiomycetes; Eurotiales; Aspergillaceae
Product: macro domain-containing protein
Exons: 2
Coding region: 209-1252 (347 amino acids)
Source: RefSeq, a predicted model, not a curated record
UGACAGCUCCCAAAGACCAGCAUCACCGUUGUCGUACUUGUAAUCUAUUGAUUAGGGUCGCAGUUGAUUGUCACUCUGGCUGAUCGAAUGUCGAUGAGGCCUGAUUAUUUCUGCACAGACUAGCCAGCUGACACGUGAGAUAUAACUCUAGUCUUCAACCGAGCCCUUACUCGACUUGGUGUUGGUGAGGCUGCAUUCGAUUUGCAACAUGGCGGCCCCAUACGUACCUAUCACGGAGAUCCCGACGGUCUCUCUGCUGUAUAAACUGGGUCGUCUGAUUCCGAUUUCAUCCCCCCUGUCACAGCCCUCAAAACCUUUGAAUGAUACCAUCUCUCUUAUUCGCAAUGAUAUAACCAAACUGCAAGGCGUAGAUUGCAUUGUCAAUGCAGCAAACAGAUCUCUUCUGGGCGGCGGAGGUGUGGACGGUGCGAUCCACCGCGCUGCUGGACCCAACCUACUGCAGGAAUGUCGAGUCUUGGAUGGAUGUGAUACCGGUGAUGCCAAGAUAACAUCAGCCUACAAUCUUCCAUGUAAGAGGGUCAUCCACACCGUCGGACCCAUUUACCGUUACGAACUACGCGGAGGCGAUGACCGACCGGAGGCACUUCUGCGGAGCUGCUACCGACGGAGUCUCGAGCUGGCCGUGGAAAAUGAUAUGAAGAGCAUCGCGUUCUCGGCGAUCAGCACCGGCGUUUACGGAUACCCAAGUGACGAAGCAGCUCGAGCUGCUCUCGAUGAGACUCGAAGGUUUCUGGAGAACCCAAACAAUAUUGGGAAGCUGGAAAGGAUUAUAUUCUGCAACUUUGAACGCAAAGAUGAGGUUGCCUACGAGGAGACGAUCCCUUCGAUUUUUCCACCGGUUGAACAGGACCUUCCGAGUGGAAGUGCCCCGAAAGCUGAAUCUCAAUCAAUCGCUGACGGUGAGUCUUCGCCGUCGCUAGACUUGCUCGCAGCCAAGCUUCCUGACCCCCCGACUGUGGGCCCUACAUUGGACGGCCAGCUGGGAAGCAAAAAACAAAGGGUUAACACAAAAGAUGGACAGAGAAGUAGGAUUUACAUGGAGGAUAGGAGCGAGGAUGACUGGGAGGAAGUCGAUAAGUCCGAAGAUGGUCGAACUGAAAGACUGGAUGAUGAACCGGUUGAAGUCGAUCGACCACCUUCUGCGACGGAUGUUCAGAGUGUCCAAUCCAGUGGCAUCAUCGAUAUGACUGAUUCCCAGUCAACCGGAAGCUUGUUGGGAAAGGAUUGGUGAUUUGGGUCGACGGCUAGAUUGGGGAACAUGCCUACCGAACUUUAUGAAUGAAUGCUUUUAACGAAUUGGCGUUGGAUGCGGACGGACUCAGUCUUACAUGGACGGCGUUGCUAUUCUUAUUCCUCCUCUAUUCGAUACAUACUCUUGACCGAUACUUGGCUCUUUGAGGUUCUUGAUUUUUGUUGACUCUGCGAGAUUGAGUAUAUGAAUUUCCCACGGUCUAAUUAUCACCGCUCUGCAGUUUAGCUUCUUGAUUUUAAUUCUCCCCACUUCAGCUCCUGCUCUAAAGUAUG